This is a messenger RNA of Ostertagia ostertagi, 294 nucleotides long. The record is from the annotation of a GenBank genome assembly. NCBI's taxonomy places the organism in Eukaryota, Metazoa, Nematoda, Chromadorea, Rhabditida, Trichostrongylidae.
UGGUCCAUUCUCGUCAUUAGCAUGUUCACUGGAGCCAUUAGCAGUAAAAAACGAAGAGACCGAAGAAGAAGAGGUGACCUCAUCGUCGAAGAAGAAUCGCAAAAAUCGAACAAAACGACAAGAGAAACCGCCAUACAGCUAUAUCGCCCUAAUCGCCAUGGCUAUCCAAGUAGAAAAGGCCAUAAGUGGACGAUCUCGGACAACUUGCGAGUUUCUGCUUGAAGAAGGUGCUUUUCGUCGACGUCCUCGAGGAUACAAAGCCAGAAAACGACCUGUCUACGGCCAAUUCACGCA